AUGAAGCAGUUGCAAAGGAUAGCAAUAAAUCUACAGUUAUUCACCACUGGAGAAAUCAGCUUAGACUUUGAGACCGUUACUCUCUACUCCUUGGUAAUCUAUGCCAAAGACAGCCAAGGAGCCACAGCAUCACAGACCAUUUUAAUCCAGAUUGCAGAUGUGAAUGAACCCCCGACCUUUAUUGGAUCCCUUGCUCAGGGACACCAAGUUACUGAGAUUUAUAUUCUAGAAGACACUGCUCUGGGAACAGUCAUUUAUAGAGCAGUUGCCAAGGAUCCAGAGGAUGAAGUUUUGGAGUACUUCCUUUACCCGGAGGGCUCUGGCUUCACAAUCGACAGCACUGGAACAAUUUCUACAGCAGCAGUUUUUGAUUUUGAGCGUAAAGCUAGAAGUUUCUUAUUAGUUGUUAAAGUGGUUGAUCCUGGAGGACUGUUUGCUGUUGGGAAUCUAAGGAUUUUCCUCAUCAAUGUCAAUAACAAGAACCCCAUACUUACCUGCAGUUUAUUCAGUAUUGAAAAUGCUGUUUUGGCUGUUACUUCUGUGAACUCAACUCUACACCAUAAAGUCAACAUCACACUGGAUGAAGAAAUUCCAGUUGGGCAGACAAUUGGAAAAUGCCAGGCAACUGAUGAAGAUAACUUGGGAGAUUUAACCUUUAAAUUAGAUCCACAGAAUAUUUACUUUGCAGUUGGCAAAGAGCACGGAACUGUGGUUUCUACUGGCCGCCUUGAUGUGGAGAGAGCUGGCUUUGCUCGUGUGCAGCCCUUCUCCAUUAAGGCUUGUGACCAUGACCAGCGAUGUGCCACAAUUGCAGUGACUGCCCAUAUCCAUGGCAUUAAUGACAACCCACCUUUCUGUGAUCACUAUCUGAUUAGGUACACAGGCAACGAGGUGAUUGCAAAAGAUACAGUAGUUGCAAAACUCUUAUGUCACGACAUUGAUGAGCCUCCUGAUACCAUCCAUUACGCUCCAGGCUCGGGGCCAAUUGGUUCUGGACAACUCUUUUUGCAAAUGCCAAAUGCUGAAAACUUCAUCCAGGUUGCCAAAGAAUUGGAUUAUGAAAACCCAGAGAUUGUUGCUGUUGGACACAUCUAUGAAAUGACAGUUUCAGUAUAUGAUGACUUACAUCCCUCCCAUACAGCUUUCUAUAAAGUUGGAAGAGUGACUGCUAUUGAUGAAGACUAUCCACCUAACUGUGUCAAAUACAAAAUAAUCAGUGGAGACAUCCAGGUUAUACAAAGAUUCUGGAUUCAUCCUCUCUCUGGAAUGAUUGAACUCAUCACACAGCCAGACUACGAGACUGUGAAGCAAUACAACCUCACUGUGGAAGGUGUGGACUGUGAUAGAUUUCAUCCUCGCACAGGACUGACCAUGGUCACUAUUGACAUAGAAGAUGAGAAUGAUGAAGCACCAGACUGCACACCCUCGCUCUAUAAGGCAGUCAUUUUUGACAAUGCUGCUGCUGGGAUGAACGUCAAUGGCUUCAAACUAAACUGCCACGACAGAGAUUCACAAGAUUUUGAAAUGCGCUUUGAGAUGGUUUUGGGCAAUGAGAACAAUCAUUUUGGAUUUGACCCAACUCGAGGUUCAAAUACUCCGAAAUUAAUUGUGAAGAAUCCCUUUAACUUUGAGUCUGGAGCUGAACUGCAGCGGCGGUACCAUCUUGUGGUGCACAUCACUGAUGACAACCUGAAAUAUGGCAAAGCCCCCAAGCCUAGGACAGGCACUGCUGUUAUAGACAUUUACGUGGAAAGGGCCAAUCUACCACCACCUCCAACCACCAGUUCUGAAGUAAAGAGUUAUGGAGUUUAA
Messenger RNA from Talpa occidentalis (Iberian mole), 1812 nucleotides. RefSeq names its product cadherin-related family member 3-like. Lineage: Eukaryota; Metazoa; Chordata; Mammalia; Eulipotyphla; Talpidae. Gene Ontology annotation, cellular component: membrane; synaptic cleft; adherens junction. Gene Ontology annotation, molecular function: cadherin binding; calcium ion binding. Gene Ontology annotation, biological process: homophilic cell-cell adhesion; multicellular organism development; calcium-dependent cell-cell adhesion. The coding region runs from base 1 to 1812 and encodes 603 amino acids. The transcript has 12 exons. The record is from RefSeq and is a predicted model, not a curated record.